AGGAGGGCUUAAACCUUCCAUCACCAUAUGCUACAAUACAAUUGUCUUCCACUCUGAAUCCUGCAUGUGCGCGGCGCGGUCGGCGAAACUGGCGGCGGUGAGCUUUGCGUUCGUUUUUGGAGGCCUUAUAGAAGAAGGGGAGAGGUACCUUGAAGCAACCAUAUUAGCUUUUGCGACUUUUCAAGAAAGUACUCAUACAGAAAGACACUUACGUCGUCACGGUGAUCCAACCCUAUCAAUCUGUUGGCAAGAUUUUUCAAUGCACUUUUGCGCGCAGAAAAAAGAGUGAGUAACGUUUCCCGAUGAAAGAAAUGUUUGUUAAAUUGUUCAUGGACG
Messenger RNA from Zychaea mexicana, 336 nucleotides. RefSeq lists its product as uncharacterized. The record is from RefSeq and is a predicted model, not a curated record. The transcript is spliced from 2 exons. Bases 65 to 289 code for a protein of 74 amino acids. NCBI's taxonomy places the organism in Eukaryota, Fungi, Mucoromycota, Mucoromycetes, Mucorales, Lichtheimiaceae.